Molecule: messenger RNA, 555 nt
Organism: Leptomonas pyrrhocoris
Lineage: Eukaryota; Euglenozoa; Kinetoplastea; Trypanosomatida; Trypanosomatidae
Exons: 1
Coding region: 247-555 (102 amino acids)
Source: RefSeq, a predicted model, not a curated record
GGCGAGGUGUAUCAACGGUGCAGCUGGCGUGUUUUAUGGGUUUCCGAGCGUCGUCUUCUAAAACAAUCGUGAGAAACGGGAAAACUGGGAAAUACGUCACUCUUUUACCUCCCUAAACUAGAUAAAGAAAUGCGUAGUCCGGGGACAGAAUUCGUCCAGCUUCAGCCUUGACGUUUUGAGUUCUACAGACACUCAAACGCACACGCACACACACACAUCAUAAAACACAACAUCAUAGGUGACACCAUGCAGGUGCCAUUUGAUGCGGUCAUGACAGAGGCGUUUCGACGAGCGCAGAUGCGAGGCCGCGUCUUCCCGCAGACGUGCGACUUCCCCCCGUCUGUUUCCACAGAUGAGCUGGAGCGAACCUAUCUGCCACCUUUACACGCAUUGUGUGGCGCCCCCGUCUCUUCGCAGCAAAAGGCGGAUAACCCAGUGUUCCAUUGUGGUCCCAUGGAGCUGACCGCGUUUCCCCGUGAUACAGACGACGCAUCGUUCCUGACAAACGGCGGCGACGCGUGGGCAGCUGUCUUGCUAUUAGAAGAAGAUGUGUGA